UACAGUCUGUUACUGUAAUAAAUCACAUCACUUUUUUCUUCGGCAGGGGCUUUUUAUGCUUUGAAAGCGGUUAUAGACCAUCCUAAGGCGUUGCAGAUAGAAUAUGUAAUGGCCCAUGAUGCUGCUGUUUCUGCUCUAGGAAAAUUUUUGCAGUUCCAUCGUGAAAAACUCAAUGCGGCACAGUUUUUAAAGACAUGGUUAAGACAUUUGCCGCUGGAAAAUAAUCUAAACGAGGCCAAAGUUGCGCAUCAUCAGCUUUGUUCACUAGUUGAAGUGUCAGAUGUGGAACUUCUUGGUCCCAAAAAGAAAAAUCUUCACAAGAUUGUUACUGUUUAUGCCGAGAUCCUGUGGGCAGGUAAGAAGUUAGCAACUGAGGAAACUGUAAGCCAAAUGAUCAAGCAAUUGGAACUUUACAGGAGAAGGUCAAUCCCCUCUACCUGGAGAUCCUUCAUGUUAUCCAUGGAAAACCAUCUGCGAAGGAAGUUGGAAUCAAAAUUAUCAUCCUAGAUUGUUAUUUCUAGUCGUCAAUGUUGUCUGUCCCACUUCGAAACCUUGGUGCUAAUCAGCAAGUCUUCUCAUUGCAGAAUGUAUAUGAACUAUUCUUAUGUGCAUUCACCCUUUUUGCCCUAACAGUUCCUGGAAUGCAUAAAUCAAAGGAAUAAAUUGCUUAUUCAAUCACUUCUAAUCUAAAAGAGGUACUCAUUCUGAUAAUGAACAUCUGCCAGAAAGAAAGAAACACGUGUCUUUGUCCAUUGCUCUUAUAACACCCAUCGCGCCUAUGUCAGAAAAGAAGCUCGAGGGCCACAUGACACAGAGUUGCCACCAUCCAAGGGCUAAAGUACCACGACUUUGUAAUUUGACCACCUCAUUAACGCAAAUGCUUUAAUCUAAUCCCUGAAUAAAUGGACACCAAAUACAUACAUUUGAGACCCUCACUCUUCUUCUAAGUGAUGAUCAGCAUGGAUUUUGGCAAGAAACCUCCUUCGAGGAUGAAAAAACUGAAAUCUGCAAUUCUUGAUUGCCUUUAUACACAAGGCCAGAAAGGUUUUUGCCUAAAAUUCACGAUUUUGUAGCCAAGCUUGUCAAAAAGUAGUAAUUGAUCGAAAUGAAUGGCCUGAGCCUACUGAGUUUCUUUAGGAAUCUUUGAAUUCUAGAUCCGAGGGGAAACUAAAGUGUGCACUUCAUUUGCUUUGUAAGUUGAUGCCACAAUGCCAUAAUAGGUUGUUGAAUAUAUUUGAUUCUAAAAUGAGUUUGGAGGCAUAUGCUCAGGCAGUUCAUAACUCAA
Molecule: messenger RNA, 1285 nt
Organism: Populus trichocarpa (black cottonwood)
Lineage: Eukaryota; Viridiplantae; Streptophyta; Magnoliopsida; Malpighiales; Salicaceae
Exons: 4
Coding region: 109-507 (132 amino acids)
Biological process (GO): protein import into nucleus
Cellular component (GO): cytoplasm; nucleus
Molecular function (GO): nuclear import signal receptor activity
Source: RefSeq, a predicted model, not a curated record